AAUGGUAGGUUUACUUUAAGUUCUUUGAGGUAUCUCCAUACUAUUUUCCAUACAGGCUGUACUAGUUUUCAUUCCUACCAAGAGUGUAUAAGUGCUCCUUUCUCUCUGCAUCCAUGCCAGCAACUGUUGUUUUGGGACUUUUGAUAAAAGCCAUUCUCACUGGAGUUAGGUGAUAUCUCCCAGUUUUGAUCUGCAUUUUCCUGAUGAUUAGAGACGUUGAGCAACUGUGUUUUAACACCUUUCCUACCGCUCACGAGUUUUCUUGGGUUUCCCCGCGCCAUCUGUUAAGGACCGCUCACGAGUUUUCUGUAGUUAUGAUGAUUUAAAUAACGUGCAGUUUGCUCCAAAACGUGCGGUCCCUGGUGUAUAACUUAGAGAUUUCUAUGCGGUAUGAAAUGUGUUAACAUAAUUGGUUUCCUUUGUAAUACUAUAUUUUAAAUGCACUUGAAAACAUUUAGGAGACACAGGUUUUGCCAGAUUGCCAAAGGGGCCAUGGGACAAAAAGGGUUAAAAACUUUACUCCUAUCCAGAACACCUCUUCCCAAAUUCCCAAUCUUUACUACAUACCCUGCUAUUUUCCCUUUAAAUCACUGGGUGUUAGACAUGAAUAUCUUUGUUAUUCCUUGAACAAAACAAAUCUUCUACCUCAUAGCUUUUACACUUGCUGUUUCUUCUGCCCGACUUGCUCGCAGGUGAGGCUUUAUCAUGCAAAUAUCACGCCCCAACUGUUUUUCAUCUUCACUUUUUCUGACGGAAAGGACCUCAAGUAGUUUGGGAAGUAAAACAGAAUUGAGGGACCCGGGGAAAGGCACACAGCAUGUAGGUUCUGUACUGCGGUUAGCAAAACGUUUUACAUAAUUUUAAUUUGAAGGAAACGUCUGAAUUACUAUUUGGAUUUCCCUUUGGCAUAAACAGCCAGAGAAUGUAAACUAAGAUCAUAGACCUCGACUUCCACAAUAUACUAUUUAAUCCUAACACAAUUCCAGAGGGUCAAAAAGGCGGAGAGUUUGCCCUCUAGGGUUCUGGAGCUAAUAAACAGUAGAAUUUGAAUUCGAACCUAGGGCUGUGGGACAAUAAAGCUCUUGCAAUUUCGACACAAAGUGUCUCAGGUUAGCCAAGCCUACUCAGAACACCCUAAAAGCGGUGUUUUGCCAAAUGGGGACACUGGAACCCUGGAGCUACAAAAAGUUCGCAGGCCAAUUAGCCAUUCAAAAACAAACCGUGGCUGCUUCCGCUUCCGGCAUGAUCAGUCCCUAAUCCGCUAUAACUAAGGGCUGACGCCUUAGCGAUUCAGACGAUGGAUUUGGAACCCACUUUGCUACUGUGGAUCUGAUGCUCUUCUGAGAAACGGGGCAGUCGGAACCAACGGUAAUAACGAUAAAAAUACAGUUCGCAGAAGACGGUAAAAGUUACUCUGGACUCCCAAGCACUCUGCCAGCAGCCAACCAAUUAUCUCGCGAGAGGACGGGUCCUCAGAAGGCACAAACCUAGCGCCCAAAUUUUGCUGUCAAGUUAAAUUCCGGGGUGCGGAAGUGGCUUCGUGGUGCCGCCUCUCGCUCAGAAAUCAGCCCCCUUUCCACACCGAAAGCUAGAUCUUCGCCCGCUAUGGAAGGGCAGCAGGGCCAAGAAAGCCACGCAACCCUAGCACUUGCCCACGCUCACUUCAAAAAGGGCGAGUACACCGAGGCUGAGGCGCAGUACUCCGUUUACAUUCGCCAGUGCGCCUAUUUGGCCUCCUUCCGCGCGAAUCCCGGGAGCAAAUGCAGCCCUGAGGAUUUGGCUACUGCAUAUAACAACAGGGGGCAAAUCAAGUACUUCAGGGUUGAUUUUUAUGAAGCCAUGGAUGACUACACAUCUGCCAUAGAAGUCCAACCCAAUUUUGAAGUUCCGUAUUACAACAGAGGGUUGAUACUGUAUAGGCUGGGAUAUUUUGAUGAUGCUUUGGAAGAUUUCAAGAAGGUAUUAGACAUAAAUCCUGGAUUUCAAGAUGCUGCUUUGAGCUUAAAACAGACUAUUCUAGACAAGGAAGAAAAACAAAGAAGAAAUAUUGAAAAUAAUUAUUGAGAUUUUAAACUUUAUGGAAAUACUAAAGCAUGAUCCUUACACCUUCAUUUAGUUGUAUAAUUUAAAAUAGAUAUUGAGAUAUUUUGAUUUAUAUUUAAGAUAAAGAGAUUCAUGGAUUAGUACUGAAAUUUAAAUAAUGUGUUUAAGGUAGUUAAUUCCAGGUUGAAUAGGUAUGUGUUUUGUAAAGUGUAAAUAAAUAAUAUCAAUGUAUAAGUGCAUAUUAUUACAGUAAAAUAUU
Messenger RNA from Microcebus murinus (gray mouse lemur), 2302 nucleotides. RefSeq names its product tetratricopeptide repeat domain 32 (gene TTC32). Lineage: Eukaryota; Metazoa; Chordata; Mammalia; Primates; Cheirogaleidae. The record is from RefSeq and is a predicted model, not a curated record. Gene Ontology annotation, molecular function: protein binding.